Molecule: messenger RNA, 1544 nt
Organism: Ooceraea biroi (clonal raider ant)
Lineage: Eukaryota; Metazoa; Arthropoda; Insecta; Hymenoptera; Formicidae
Product: transcription elongation factor, mitochondrial
Biological process (GO): mitochondrial transcription; transcription elongation by mitochondrial RNA polymerase
Cellular component (GO): mitochondrial nucleoid
Molecular function (GO): DNA polymerase processivity factor activity
Source: RefSeq, a predicted model, not a curated record
UCCUCAAAUAGUAAGGGCGAAUAUGCAACGAUAAUUCGCUGUACAAAUUUUGGGUUAUGUUCCAAUAUUUAAUUAUUUACUGCCAGUACUCAAAGUCAAAAUCGAAAGAAAAGUUGAAACACAAACAUAAUCAUGGUAUUGAUAAAGUUGUUCAGAACUUUGAUUAAAACUCAGAAAAUGCAAAUCUACAAGCAUUGGGGAUCAAGUGUAGUUGGCUGCAAAAUGAAUAGUACGUAUAAUGAAGCUAUCGAUGAGGAUUUGUUCUCUUUAGAAAAUAAGGAGAAAAUACUCAAAGUAAUAAAUUCCAAAAACGUGGAAGAUCUUUUGCAGUAUUCCAUUACCAAGAAGCGUGCACAGACUUUGGAAUCACAUCGUGCAGAUAGCGGUCCAUAUAAAUCGCUAGAAGAGUUAUUGCAAGUAAAGGGUAUGAAUAACAAGUGCCUGUACAAAUUUUACAAAUCGAUUAUUUAUGGCAAGAAACGGUCAGAGUCAAAAAAAAUUACGCGUGGUUUGUUCCUAACACCGAAAACUACUGGUGAUGAACACAAGGAUGUCAACACCGUGUUAGGCAUAUACAUUGGACCAGACAUGAUAAGUUGGUUGUUAUUAAAUCGCGAUUGCGAAGUGUUAAAGUGGAGCUACAAGUCCUUUUCACAGGAAAAGGAUAAAUUAAAACUCAACCUUCACUCUUUACUGCAAAUGACCUUACCAAUUGCUGCACAAUUACCGAAAGCUGAUCGAUACAUUAUGCAAGAAACUAAUAAAGUAGGCCGGAAAUUUUAUCAAGCAAAUGUGAGGGAGUGUGUAAUAAACGCCAUCAUUCUAUCGUACCUAACAACGCUGAAUUGUAGAUUUGACAACAGCGCAGAGUUUGCGAUGAACAACAUCUUCAUAUUUCGUCAGCGUACUUUACAAAAGAUCUACGGUCUCAUGGUCGACCACGAAAUUAUAUCUACGCAGUAUGUAGUGCAAAAGUUUUUGCAAGAGAGUGACAAAGUGACGAAGGGAGUCGAGGAGCACUUGCCGAGCGUGUUGAUAAGGACAGAAUUGAGAAAGAUGUACAACGCACAGAGUCCUAUCUAUCAAGAGCAAAUCAGUUGGUCUUUAUUAAUAGCGUUAGCUUUCAUGGAAUUAAUUGUACACCAAAGAACCGACAUGAUCGUUCGCAACGCUAAAUAGACUGUAAAAUAUGUAUCUUAUUGUUAUUCGUUAAUCUAGUGAUGCCAACGGAAUGAUAAUUAUAAUGAGAUAAUGUUAUGGACACGUAACUUCAUAUCGUUAAUUGAAUUCGAGUGAUGCGGCACAUUAACAGCUGGGAACGUAAAGCAGUUUUUUGUUAAUUACGAAUCGGAAAGUCGGAGGGAAGAAGAAAUUCGAAAUCAUCGGUUACAUUCACACAGUAAUUGGGGAAAAAGGGAGGUUCUGUGCAGCACACAACCAAGUGACCGAUUUAAAUUCUCGAAUACAAUUACUUGAAAAUAAUGCAACAAUUUCGUAACUUCGUUAUCCAAUAAAAAUUACCGCAAACAGUUUCUCGUAAUCCA